UUGGCCCUAUCGUCCGUUGCAGCGUCCCGGUUGGGUAAUGCGGGUGUGGCUGUUUUGCGGGGUUUCAUCGGGAAAAAUUAAGAACAAGUAUGUUCUCGGACACUACUUGUGAUCAUCUGAGAUGGUUUGAUGCAUUUACCACUUCUCUAGCCCUUAAAUACACACGCUGACCCGAUGCGACUGAGUGACACACUAAAUCAGCCAGUUACCCCUGUUCGAAUGGCCUUGGUUCGAACUCCGCCCAAUGGAUCCGAUAUUCACAUCUCUCGGUCAUGGAACACAACUACCCUCAUUACUAACACCAGUACAACGGGUGCCCCAGUACCACGGAAUUAUGGAGUGGGCUCGAUUGCCAAAUCACCACUCGACUCGCGUGAACUCUCCUUGCGUGGUAAUUUGUUUACCACUACAACAACGAAGCGGCCAUCCGGCUUGGAGGUGGAUGGUGCGGGUGCUCGGGUCAUCAUUGAGAUCUCUACACCACCUAGUCCUAACAGCCACCCUGGUGCCGAAGAAGCGCUGCUUAAUCGUUCUUCUGUUCUCUUUGUGGCCGUAUCCUUCGUUCUUCUCAUGGUUAUCAGCUUGGCUUGGUUGGUCUUUUACUAUGUGCAGCGUUUCCGAUAUCUCCACAGCAAAGAACGCGUGUCACGUCGUUUGGCUGAACUUGCAAAAAAGGCAGUCGCGCGAAUUCCAGUGAAGACAUUACAUCCAGGCGAUAAGGAAACUCUUUCCGAUAUGGACCAGUGCGCCAUAUGCAUCGAACCUUAUCGUCCAAUGGAUCAGCUUCGCAUAUUACCUUGCAGGCACUACUUUCAUAAAUUGUGUAUCGAUCCUUGGCUGUUGGAGCAGAGGAGUUGCCCAAUGUGCAAACUGGACAUUUUGCAGGCCUAUGGAUUACGAACUGAUUUUUAUUUCAAUCUACCCGGGGCGGAGUCCGCCGGAGGACCCGGUCAUGUUAGCCUGUUGGGAACAAUACGUUCUGGAUUCGCAUCCGCCUCGGGAUCUGAUGAUGGAAUGGAACGGAUAGCACUUGUGCAUAGCAGUUCGCUCACCACUGGUCCCGCUCCCUCGCUUGCCUACGUUGUUUUGAGUGCCACGUCCACUUGUUUACCACCACUGAACGUCCCGAACACAAAUGAGUCAGUGUCGGAUGUUUCUGGCCGUUAUUAUACCCAAAGCUCUACCUCGGACUUACGUGUGCAGCCACCACUGAUACAGCAGCAUUUUGUUGGGCCUAUCACACCGCUGGGCAACCAGGUUGUGGUCCCUGUGCUCCCCUCACUUGCUGCAAUAACUCCGCAAGUUGGUCCAGAAAGUACGGCCGGAUUUUUCGUUUGGAACAGGGAUAUAUGUGCUGCUGCCGCCUUAGGAGUCACCGAGACCACAGCCGUGAAUAUCUCUGGGGAACCGCAUACAAUCGAAUGUAGCAUACCAACUUUGUUCGAUGGCAGCCUCGUACCAGGUCAACGUUGUGCGGGCACCUUCACACUACGGCAUUCCACCAACAGUGCACAGUGGCCGGUUGGUAUUAUAGCAGCUAGUUCCGGGACUAAAGUACCGGAGGUUACUUCGACAACUCAAGCAUUUACAGGCCCCGUCUGUUCUGUCAUUAUGGAAUGCGAGGGAGACGAUUUCCCUGCUGUAGACAGUUCCACAGCAUCGGCUUCUUUUGAGGACCGAGGGAUUCAAGAUAAACUGGCAGCUCCACGCAUAACAAUGGAGGAAGUAAGCCCACAUUCGUUGGAUAGUUUUAGUUCGGUGUAUGGUGUCCCAUCAGGUGUUCGAAACGACGGUGAUAUGGAUCACCAAGUGCUUACUACAGUGGAAGGUUCGGUGCCCGGUUGCUCCACGCAUGCGUUCGUUCAGAGAACUGACAAUCGACAUCCUCGUAAAAGUAGUUCAAGAUACUUCAAUCCACGGUCCAGAAUGAGACUUCCAGUGGUCAUGUCGGGUAUAAAUCGUUUGCCGUGGGCAUCUUGGUUGACAGCUCCUUGGCUUCGCUUCCGGUCGGGUCGUUCAAUACAUCGUCGUAAUUCUUCAUCACCGGCUCCUUAUGUAUUCCGACCUACUAUCCAAACAGGCAGUCCCGCCAUUCCAUCUGACCCGCUGCUAGUGCAACCGGAACCACAUGAGUUCACGUCCACUCUACAAGGGUCGGUCAGUUUCCAUUCAGUGCCCCAAAACACCGCUCAGUCUCAGCGUACUAGCUCCGAGCGAGUUGUGGUCGCUGUUGUUGAGACAGUACCUGAUCGGCUACAAACCAGCAGUUCAAAUGACUCGGAUUCCAGUGGGACAGAUAGUGCAGGUGAUAAUCGAGCUGCCUCAUCCGGUGGCUCCGGUAGUCCACUCCCGGAUGAGUGUUGCACUACACUUUCAUGAUUUUAGCCUGUCAGAUCAACCAAAGUAGGUAUUUCGUACCUACUUCAAACCUACGUACUUCGUUUCUUCCCGUCUGUACAUUCGCUCACACCGUCAGAAUCAGAAUGUCAUACUUUCAUGUCACCCCAAUCGUGAUGACAAUGUCCAAACUUUAUUGCUGUUUGUCAUUGUAUCAUAGAAUCUUCAGGAUCCACUAUCUAUUCUCCCUCAUUUCACUCUGACUCACUUCAUUUGUACUAGUUUACAUAAUGCCUGCUUCCACCGGUUCAUGUUUUCAAAGGAGCUGACUGGCCGACACCUUUGAUUGAUACUAGCUUUCUAGCUUCAUUGGUAGUUCAACUUUCGUCUUCUUCAAUUACUGUACUCUCCACUCAGUCGCCCACUCUAUGCAUCGUUCAAAUUAAUAUGCUUUUUAUUGACGACGUUUUUCAUUCAUUUUCUAUUGUCUUAGAUAUUCUAUCCCCUCCCUCUCUGUUUUCCCGUGGUUACGGUUCUUUCGUUCAUGUACUAUUCCCUGGAUGUUUGUCAUUCAUCCCGGACCUAGCUCCCCCUCCUUCAUUUCUUUUUGGUGGUGUAGUUUUCUUCCAAUUUCCCUCGUGGCAUUUCGGCACUGAAACUAUCCACCCAUUUACAAGUUCCUCGUGUUUACAUCCUUUUAUUCAUGGACGAUCAUGGAUUGCCAACCGUCCGAAAGAUAUGUAUGUACUUUCGUAAUAGCAUAAUACUU
Molecule: messenger RNA, 3106 nt
Organism: Opisthorchis viverrini
Lineage: Eukaryota; Metazoa; Platyhelminthes; Trematoda; Opisthorchiida; Opisthorchiidae
Exons: 6
Coding region: 175-2379 (734 amino acids)
Source: RefSeq, a predicted model, not a curated record